AUGGUGAAUUUUGGGACAGCCUUUGAAGGACUUACCCAUGAGGAGAAUUUCCACAUAACUCUAUUAAUCCUUGCAUUAAAAAAUCUGACUCACCUCAUUGUUACAUUAUGCAUCCUAGGAAGCACUGUGUCACAGGGAGCUCCUCGAAGAAAGUCAAGGAAGCAAGUGUACUCUGUAGCACUAACUGAGAUUCAUCGACUGCAGCGCAGUACAAAGCCCCUCAUACCAAGACUUCCCUUUUAUCGGCUUGUGAAAGAGAUCAGUCAUGAUCAGAUGUCAGAGGUGCAGUUCUACACUGUGGAAGCUAUAGAGUGCUUGAGAGAGGCAACUGAAAUCUUCUUGGUGGGAUACCUUGAGGAUUCCUAUCGUUGCACCAUACAUGGCAAUCGGGUCACACUCAUGGAGAAAGACCUAAUUCUGUGUGCUGACAUACGUGCUCGUUAUGAGCCAAACGUGUUCACAAGUAGACCUGGUGGCAGAAUUGCCUAUUGA
Darwinula stevensoni is the source of this 492-nucleotide messenger RNA. NCBI's taxonomy places the organism in Eukaryota, Metazoa, Arthropoda, Ostracoda, Podocopida, Darwinulidae. The record is from the annotation of a GenBank genome assembly.